AACAAGGUGCGGGAGAUGUUCAUGAAGAACGCCCAUGUGACGGACCCGCGCGUGAUCGACAUGCUGGUUAUUAAGGGGAAAAUGGAUCUCCAAGAAACCAUAAAUGUAUGGAAGCAAAGGACACAUGUCAUGAGGUAUUUUCAUGAGACGGAAACACCACGACCUAAAGACUUUCUGUCCAAAUUCUAUGAAGGCCACGAUCCAUGAAACAAAUUCUGUCUUCCUGUCUUGUAUUACAAAUAAAGUUCUACAUAAUACAAAAAAAUCUGUACAGACAGAUUGCAUAGCAGCCUAGGAGCCUAUUCAAUAAAUCUGAAUCUGGAAUUUAUGCAAGCUGUUAUG
Molecule: messenger RNA, 342 nt
Organism: Phasianus colchicus (ring-necked pheasant)
Lineage: Eukaryota; Metazoa; Chordata; Aves; Galliformes; Phasianidae
Source: RefSeq, a predicted model, not a curated record